GAAACUUACAAAAAUUGUUUGUUUAGUAGAAUGUAUAAGAAAACAGAUUUUGUGGUGUUUAUUUUGUGGUAAAAAUUACAUGUUAAAGUGUACAUGUGUACCUUGAAUCAUUUUCAUCUUUCUUCUGAUAUCACCUCUGUUCCGAUGCUUACUUGCUUGGAGUUCACGGAGGAAAAGGGGGUGUACCCUUCUAGAAGAACGAUGUUUGCCCUUACCUUCCAAUGGGGAAUGUCCGAUCCUUCUCCUUAGUGCAGGAGAAGCAGAGCACUGUGCCGUGUGCACUGAGCAGUAUGACUGACAGAGCCCUACUUGUCCUGCAUGUCCCACCUGCACCUCCAGCUUUGUGUCCAGAACCUCCUCCAGGGAUCCUCAGAUAUUUCUUCCUGAUCUUGAAUUUAUGAGCUAGGAAGGGAUGCAGAUUGAGGUUAGCCAAGGAAGCAGCAACAUUCUACUGCUCUACAUCUAUUCACAGCAGAAAACUAAAAAAAAGGACCAUCAGUCCACAUCAAUGGCAGACGCAUGGAAUCGAAGUCUGGAGGACAUUUAUUUCUUGCUUGAAGAUGAAGGUCCAAAGCCAAGUGAAAACAUCCUUUUUGUGGUCAGAUUGUUCAUUGGUGUGACCCUUGUUUGUGUAAUACUAAUCUGUGGGGGAGGAAACCUGUUCUUCAUCUUCAACUUGAUGAUGUACAAACAUAUGCAAAAUGUGACUAAUAUUCUGAUAGCUAAUUUAGCGGUAUCUGACCUCCUUGUAGCUGUAAUCUGCUGUCCUUUCGAGAUAGACUAUUAUGUUGUGCGUGAACAGUCAUGGGCCUUUGGUCAUGUAAUCUGCUCUUCAGUCAUCUAUUUGAGGAUGCUUUCUCUCUACGUCUCAACGAAUGCGCUUCUCGCUAUUGCUAUAGACAGAUACCUUGUGAUUGUGCAUCCACUGAAGCCACGUAUGAAGUUGCAGACAGCCUGUGGAGUUUUAUUUCUUAUCUGGUCAUCUGCUACAGUGAUAGCGGCUCCCACAGCUUAUUUUGCUACAGAAACUGUGUUUGAUUCUCCACAUGAGUCUGGAGGGAAGGUCUUCUGUGGGCAGAUUUGGCCUGCUGAUAGAGCUCUGUACUAUAAGUCUUACUCCCUAUUUCUCUUGGUUGUAGAAUUUGUAAUUCCUGUGUUUAUUAUGAGCAUGUGCUACAUUCGCAUCUGUCAUGAACUUUGGUUCAAGUGCUUGCCGGGAGAGCAGACACAACAGCUCCGGAGCCGACUACGAGCUAGGAGAAAGGGUGUCAUGGUGUUGGUUGCUGUGCUUUCAGCCUAUGUACUGUGUUGGUCACCGUUUUAUAGUUAUGCCAUUGUAAGAGAUUUCUUUCCUGGUCUACUAUUAAGAGAGAGGUACGCUAUUGCUUUUUACUAUGUUGUAGAGUGCAUAGCUAUUAGUAAUAGCAUCAUCAACACUUUAUGUUUUGUCACUGGUAAAAACCAAGCCAAGUGUUGCUUUAAAAUACUGAUUAACCCAUGGGAGAAAAGAACUUUAUCAACAGAACGACACAUUAUACUCCAUGACUGUAAAUCAACAGUACAACCAUGUGCUGUAUAGUCAUUGUCUUAUACCAAGAAUUGCAGAUAUUAUACCAGUAGCUAAAUGACAAGCAAUGGUGCCUAUAGAGUCAGAAUACGCAACUGCUAUGGGGCCCACGGGACAGUGCAGAUUGUGGUUGUGCCUAUGUGUCUAUAGCUCCCUCCCCCAGAAUGGAUUACAUGCACAUCACCGAUCGCAAGCCCCCCUUCCCCCACCUCCCGAACUGCUAGUCCCAGUGGCCACUGCCUCAGGACUUAGCUGGCCGAUAAAAAGAUGUUCAGCUGUUUUAUUGGCCAGCCAUGGCUCUGUUCUCUGCCAGAAGAAGCAGUUUGGAAGGUGGGGGAGGGCUGAGGGUGACAGUGGCCCCAUUCUGGUUUAGGCAAUCAAUCCUAUGUACGCUCCUAGGUUUAGGGUCACAUUAUUGGGCCCCAAAGCAAAUUUUUGUAUGGAG
Molecule: messenger RNA, 2012 nt
Organism: Hyla sarda
Lineage: Eukaryota; Metazoa; Chordata; Amphibia; Anura; Hylidae
Product: prokineticin receptor 1-like
Exons: 4
Coding region: 413-1579 (388 amino acids)
Biological process (GO): neuropeptide signaling pathway
Cellular component (GO): membrane
Molecular function (GO): neuropeptide receptor activity
Source: RefSeq, a predicted model, not a curated record